UGAACCGGAGCUGACAUUUCCGCGCUCUUCGCUCGCUCAGGUAUACAAACAAUACGGACAGGCGUGUAUUUAUGUACGUACAUACCUACGCAUACCUUUGCAUAUGGACAAUGUGCGCGUAUAAUGCAGGAAGCAUUCGUGAGCGCGUUGCGUGUUCUGGAAAAUUGCACAAUUUGCCCAACUAGUUGCACGUUAGCGAGAAUGAAUUGUCUCGGAAUUCAGCGGAAGGGAAUGAAAGGCAGGCAUGACACAAUCAGCGAAGAACGCAAAUAACGGGGACAACGAAGCUUGAUUACCGAAUGAUCGAUCAAACUUCCGAAUAAACGCCAACGUAUUUUUCGACGUUAUUCUUUCGACGUUCCAGUCUUAAAUGCGGAAUUCGUUCCGCAAACUUCACGUCCGUAUUUUCGGUUCGUUCCAAAUAACGGUUUUCUAACAUCAGAAGUGACGCGCCGGGCUUUUCAAAAUUUCGUAAGCAAUGUAAGACGAGCUUUUCCACGAGUCCAUCGACGUUCAAUUUCGCGAACAAUCGCUUGCUCGGUAUUUUUCAAAGAUAUUAAUCAACGACGGAAUCGAUUUAUUAGAAAGAAGAACAAUUCGCGGAAUAGCGCAAAAUUGUUUUGAUACCAUCGCGUAUCGCGGUAAAAGUAACGAAACUCUCGAGUUUCGAGUAACUAACGGGGCACAAAGCUCCGAGAAGUUGUUCACCUCGCUGCAAGUGUUACACGCGUAUAAUGGUCGCACCGUAUUUGGUGUGUCGUGAAACACUUUCGCUGUGCGAUAUUUUGCUAAACGAACGAACGAACGAACGAACGUAGCAGAAAGUUCCUGUUGGAUUAUUUCACCCGAGGUUGAUUGCUUCUGAGCAUUCCCAAAUACUACUCGUCGCUGCAUCUGGUGUACAAAAAGCUGUUCCAACAAGGAUCGAAGACCUUGAGAAUUUUGCAAAAAUUUUAUCGAGUUACUGUACCAGGCGCAAGCCGACAAAAACUGACUGACAUCGUGGUCGUUAACCAACGCCGUAUAAGGGAAUGUUGUCCGUUUGACGAUAGAGACAGAGAGGAGUUGAAACGAGAGCGCAAAGCGAGAGAGAGAUAUCGUGAUGUUGACUCUGAUGUGCCCAAACUGUCGACACCGAUUCCCGGCACCGGGAUGCUGCGAUUCGUCGCUGAUGCCGUCGAUGCCGAGGGAUCAGUUCUCGACGAGCUGCGGGGGCGAUUUUCUCGUGCCCCGAGGCUACCUUCACGGCGGAGGCUGCGUGAUAAACUCACCGACCAUUCUCCAGGGUCCCGCGAUAAUUCACGGAUUGGGAGCGGCGCAGGACGCGCUUUACAACAACCAAAACGAAUUCACGAAUUUGAUACUCCGUAGCGAUCAGCCGAAACUUGAGCAGCAGUUUCAGAUGAAUGGGAAAAGCGGCAGCCGUUCCUCGUCGCCGAUCGACGGUCGGAUAUCGUCUCACAGUCAGAUCGGAGACACCCGGGAUUUGACCGCAACGGGGAAGAAGCGUAACAUCGAGGCAUUGAUCCCCGAGCCGAAUCCCCAGAGGGGAAUAUUCCAGAACCCCCAUCCGAUGCUUUUCCCACCGCCGAGCGGGUGUCAGGAGCUUCCGGGAACGCGGGCGUCCGCGGAUUCCGGCUCGGCGGGCACCGCCUUCGACUUCCGGUUCCCCGAGGCCGAGGAUUACGCGGAUUGGACGCGGAGGAAAAACGGCGAGGUGCCGAAACUGACAGGGUCGCUCGGUCCGGCGAACAUGACGAAAUCUUCGGCGGUUUCCGUCGCUGCCGGAACCGUCAUCCAGGUCAACGCGACCCUCCAACUUCCGCCGAACGUCGGUCAGUGCACCGUCAAUAUAACUGCGACAGCUAACUCCGUGCCGAGUUCGAGCAGCUCUAGGAGUCGGAACAACUUCCACGGCGGUGGAAUCGUCGAACCCGAGGCUUUCGGGAAUACCGGAUACGGCUGCGAUCGCGAGGACAACAGCCCGACCACUCCCGUUUCCUGGGUACUGCCAUUUCCCUGGGGAACGAACGGGAACUCCGGGAACAACAGCUCCGACUUGGAGAGAAUCAGCGCCGCUCAGAGGGUACUCCAGAUAUCCGGAUGGUACCACGAGGGUCUCAGUUGGCAGCAGAGCGCCGCUCUACUAAACAAUUCUCCGGUAGGAUCGUGGCUGAUGAGGGAUAGCUCGGACAAGCGGUACAUGUACGCCGUUUCCGUUCAAACUGCCCGUGGACCGACGGCCGUAAGGGUUCACUACCUCUGCGGGAAGUUUCGACUCGACGCCGAACCCCGCAUGGCGCCGUUGAUGCCGAUGUUCGAUUGCCCUAUUAAAAUGAUCGAGUAUUAUAUAGAGUACUCGAAGAAGAUGAAGAAGCAGAAGGAGGUUUGGGUCGAUCACAGCGGGCAGCUAUACAGUCAGAUUUAUCUAACGAAACCUAUUGCCAAGGAGGUCAGGUCCUUGUCACAUUUUGCGAGGCUCGCUAUUAACAGGAGCAAAAUAUCUACCAAGGAAUUGCCGGCACCACUCAGGAAUUAUAUUACGGAGUAUCCUUACACCGAGUGAUUAUUUUGUCGAUUCUACGACAAGUAUCAUCGUGAUUCUCCUCUUAUUAACGGGAUCAUAAUCUGCGAAUUACAUACGGGGAAGUACAUGUAAUAACACGAGAAAAAUGGACGUUGACGAUUUAUUAUUAUAUUAAUAUUAUCAUUACUACUACUGUUGCACAACUACCACUACUACUACUACCGCUACUACUGCUAUCGUUAUAGCGCAUCUUCCAAUACUUAUUUAAGGGUAAAUUUCUACGUAUAAUGUAUAUGUACCUACUCGGUAUAAAAAUAUGUAUAAAUCUUUAUACAGGUAUAUGUAUAUAUAUUAUACGGAUAUAUACAGUAGUGAUUUAUUUUUGUAUAGAAACCGCGAUGUAAGGCAAGGUAGGCGUUAUGCGUGUAAAGAUAGUUUGCAAGGAAACGACAGACGUCAAAUCUCAACUAGAGCCAGGUUCCUAGAUGUCGCUUGUUUAAAUGAUAAUAAAAUAGGACGAAAUGAAUCGUGACGAAACGGAACACAAAAAUUCGGUACCAAUCGAGUAGGUGCGUGAAAAAAAGGAAUAGAAAUACAAGGAAGGAAACAAAAGGAGGAUAAGUCAGAAAAUAUGUCGAAACUAAUCUACACAGUCAAGAACCGGAAUAAUAAUAAUACUAAUAAUAACAAUAACAAUAACAAUAAUAAACAUUAUAAUAAUAUUAAUGUAAUUGGAUGAACAAAUUGCGAAAAGUAUCUAAUGAUGAUAAUAAUAGUAAUAAUAAUAGUAUAACAUUCACAAGUUAUAAAGACGUAACAAAUAUAAUCUCAGAUUCGUGCAGAAAAGUAGCUUACGUUAAUAUAACGAACUAUAUUAAAUUAUUGCUUUCUACACACUGUACGAUAUAUAACUUAUGAUAUCGCGUGAACGAUAGGUUAGAGAACCGGGUAAUAAUGAUGAUAAUAAUAAUAAUGAUAAUAAUAUUAAUAACAACAACGAUAGUAUAAACUCUGUUAUAACCAAAGAAUUGAGGGGACGCGAUAGACAGAGAGAAAGAAGUCUACCUCUAGUAUUACAACGUUUUUAAAUUGUACAACUUUCCUUUUAUCGUUCUUUCUUUACCAAAUUCUAAUCGUUUUAUUUUUAAUCCGUUUUAAUGUUGAACGUUUUAAAAACUACAAACAUCAUCCCGAUUCUGCAGCAUAAUAAUGUCUCUAUGCGACCGAAACGUUUACAUUACACAACGAAUCAUUAUGAUAAUUAGAUAUUUGGGUUCUACGCUAUUUGUAAAACGUCCGUUACGGUAAAAUGUGUUUUAUUCAACCCAUGCGAGUCAGGGUACCAUAUACAUACCCUGAUUGUUAAACGAGUGAACGCGAUCUGAGAGUCUAGUUACAUCAGUCGCUAAUCUCCAAGGGUAAUAAUUUUAGUUUGAAGAUAUAUAUAUAUAUAUAUAUAUGGUGCUUUGAAAUUGGUGAAAACGAAAUUAGGCUUCUUCUUAAUGUAUACAUUCGGCAUUCUUUUCAAAAAUUCGUAUAUAUUUUUCUACGUUCCUUGAUGGGAUGGAAAAAAGACAAAAGUAUGAAAAGAAAUAAAUUUUAAGCACUGAAUACCGUGUUAUGUAUUACAAUUAGAAAAUCCAAUAACUCAGUGUGACGGUGCAAAAUCUCAGCCAGAUAACGAUGAAAAUAUUAAUCUAUAGUUGUUUUCUUCUUUCUAUUCUGCCGUCUGCACGCAUUGUGUAAAUUUUUAAUCACCAUGGAAUGCACUCGUUUGUUUCCUUGCAGUAUAAACUGUGUUGCUGCAUUUUAUUUUUCUACUUUUCAACGUGCACAGUUUAUAUCCAUUAUUUAAAUCACAUGAAAAUCUCCCGCAUCGAGGUCCUAAAAUAGCUCUGCUAAAAGUGUAAAAUAACGUACUAAGCAACGGAAAAAAAAGAAGGAACGUAUGAAACAAACAGAAACCAACGAGUUGUUCGACGAUGAACUUCACCUUCAUUUCAUCUUUGCACAUUCAUAUUAUAUAGGUGAGAAUGGCUUUGUGAGAAAAGAGGUGUAAAUGCUAAAAGUGACAGAGACGGGUAAAGCAAAGUAAAUAAAUAAUUGAAAUUUACACGUCUUCAGUUAGCUGUAUUAUAUAGGUAUAUCUUUCACACACAUUAAUAGCAAGUAAAAGUGGCUCAUUGAUUUAUGAUAUGUAAGCCCGAAAAAAAUAGCUGGCUCCUAAAUCUUUCUGAAACGUCGAAUCCGCUACAGUUGCCAACGUACAGGUGUCGAAAAAUCGGCUGAAAAAUUGAACCGUAGGAAAUAAAUAAGAGAAAUUAAACUGUUUAACUAAAAUUAGAGCAAUAAUGAUAAUAUCGUCUAUCGAUCUUCUGUUUGGUAUCUUUAAAUAUAAAACAUGUGUAUGCAGGUAUAGGUGUAGAUAUAGAUAUAGGUUUACGUGACGGAUAAUAGAUGUAUUAUAUCUAUAUACCUACAAUUCAGUUGAUAUUAUGUCGUUACACAAAAGACGAACAUGAACACACACACACACACACACACACACUUAUACUGCGCAACUGUGUAAUUUGAUAAUAAUUAUUCAAGUUAUGCGUACACCCACGUAUGUAAAAACAAACUGACAGCAUUGGCUAAUAACUGAAAUUUUUAAGUUUCUAGAUAAGGUGUAGGUAAUUAUUACUUUUGCGUGCGUGCAUGCAUUUCUUUUUUUUGUUUUUAAUCGCACUUUAGAUUAGUUAACGGAAAUUCGUCUCUAUAUUAGAGAUGUCACUAUUAUGUGUGUAAUUUCAGCUAUAGAAAGUAUCUGACGAUCUGCGAUCGAAAUGCUUCCGAAAUAUUAUUGGACUUCUCCUUUCUCUUUUACAACUUAUUGUCUUUUCUUUGUUCUUCUCGUCUCCAUUUCCCAAGAACGAUUAAGAAAAGAGAAAAACAAUAAGGUAGUAGGUAUACAGUUUUAUACGUAGCAAGUUAAAAAUCCUGAGAAAAAUUUUUCUGCCCUACAUACAUAUAUCACGGAUGUAAUAUCAUCUCUAUCGAGCUGAUCGCCGAAUAAAUAAAAGCAUCCGCGCAUUGUAAACUUUUCGAAGAUAUUAUGUAAAAAAAAUAAUAAUACUUUUGCUGCAUCCUGCAAGUACUGCCAAAACGUUCCCAGUUCAACUAUAAUAUUUGUGUUGUAUAUUGAACAUAAUUUAUAACUGAAAACGGUGAAUUUGUUGGGGGGAAGCGGAUGUGUAUUAAAAAAAAAAAACUUGAAAUUUUCGACCGAAGUCUGGGAUCCGUUAGUGUGAGGUUCAGCUAAAACAAGAUCGUCACACAUUCAUCACGCACACGCGUCUCUCUCCCCUUAUCUAACGCGAUGUUAAAACGACAAUUGACAAAAUCGUCGAGCGAGAAAUAUCUCUCGACACUUGUAAAUUUAGUAAGCAACCGGGGUAAAUAUAGAGAGAGACUGUGUUGAAAUUGUUUUCAUCAUUUUGCCUCCGAGUUUGCCUCCUUGUUAGGCAAUAUAAUAAUAUUUCCUUUUUUUCAUCCGCCUCAACAAAUCCCUUGAUUGGCUUUACGUAUAAGUAUACAAUGAAGUAUACAAACGCAUCUACAUAUAGGUUAGUCUCGAAACCAUGUAUUUUAUAUUAUAAUGAAGCCGAAAUUGUAUAAA
Messenger RNA from Neodiprion virginianus, 6185 nucleotides. RefSeq names its product intraflagellar transport protein 56 (gene Ttc26). The transcript is spliced from 2 exons. Gene Ontology annotation, biological process: intraciliary anterograde transport; intracellular signal transduction; phosphatidylinositol phosphate biosynthetic process. The record is from RefSeq and is a predicted model, not a curated record. Bases 1103 to 2566 code for a protein of 487 amino acids. Gene Ontology annotation, cellular component: intraciliary transport particle B; ciliary basal body; phosphatidylinositol 3-kinase complex. Lineage: Eukaryota; Metazoa; Arthropoda; Insecta; Hymenoptera; Diprionidae. Gene Ontology annotation, molecular function: 1-phosphatidylinositol-3-kinase regulator activity; protein binding; intraciliary transport particle B binding.